Molecule: messenger RNA, 2714 nt
Organism: Paramormyrops kingsleyae
Lineage: Eukaryota; Metazoa; Chordata; Actinopteri; Osteoglossiformes; Mormyridae
Gene: fuz
Product: fuzzy planar cell polarity protein
Biological process (GO): non-motile cilium assembly; vesicle-mediated transport
Source: RefSeq, a predicted model, not a curated record
AGGACUCUACAGGCUGGUGAUACUUCGCUUUACAACGAGUUUAUGUGCUUAAGUAAUUAAAAGAUAUCAGCACCUCUCGUGGGUGGGUUAAACGAGGAACGCAAUAAAUUAAUCCGUGGAUAGAUAGCAAAGCUAGCCGACUGUAACCGAAUAGCAAGAUGCAGCGGAAUUCAUUUAUAUAGCCGGAUAAACUGGCAAGCAAACUUGAACAAGUCCGGAGUGACAGGAAGACAGCCGAUGCGUGUACAGCGGCCCCAUGCUGCAGGCCGGCGCAGUGCAGCUCCUGUGCCUCACGGCGAGCAGCGGCGUGCCGCUCUUCUGCCGCGGCGCGUCCAAGCAACUUCCCUUCUCAGUCAUCGGCUCCCUGAACGGGGUACAUAUGUUUGCUGGGGGCCAGGGCGUCCAGCUCUUUAACUGUGACACGGACCGGGGUGGCCGAGUGCUAUGGAAAGUUUUCCACGACAGCGUGAUGCUGAUCGCUGUCACUGGGCAGCGCAGCGAUGCCUGCGGCAACCUGCAGCUGCGCCGCCUGCUGGAUAACGUGUGGAACUGCAUGGUGCUCGUGCUGGGGCUGGAGGAGCUUACUAACGUGCGUAACGUGGAGCGCCUGAAGCGGGAACUGCGCUCCUGCUACCAGCUCAUCGACACUUUCCUUGACAUCGGCAAAGACUGGAUGGGGGACCUGACGCACUGCGUCGAGUGUCUGCUGCCCGCACAGCCUGCAGUGCUGCAGGACACCCUGAAUGCCUUUGCCCAAGCCGCAGAGAGUGACUUUGGCUGCUUGCUGGUCCAUGGCAAGAUGGUGGUGGCUACUGAUAAGUGGUGGCGCCUCGCGCCUCAGGAGGUGGUGCUGUUGGCAGCUCUGGUGCGGACGCUGGGUGGGUCAGCAUGCUGUGACUGCCCCAUCUUCCUGCCUCAGGGCAGCCCCACGGUGCCCCACCGCCUGCUGCGCUUCCAGCUGCUUCCAGGAGUGAACGUGUGCAUGCUGUGCGGACCCACGCCGACGCUGCAGAGCGUGGAGGGGGAGCUGGUGGUGCGUUUCUGGCGCCCCCUGGUGGACAUGCUCCACGGUUGCCAGGCCCUGCACCAGCGCUGCUUCCCCGGCUCAGUGGGCCUCCACAGGGAUGUGCUGGCCCUGUUGCUCAUUAACCGGGAGUCCAGUCGGGCCGUGUCUUCUGUCCACCCUGCCCCCUCUGCUCCGGGUGCCCCCUCCCCCAUACGCCGCUGGGAGCUGCUGCGCCUCCUCUUCACAUUUGCCACCACCCGCUAUUUCAGCCAGACGGAGGCGCCGCAGAAGGGGGAGCAGCUUCCCCCCCCGGAGGAGUUUGCUCCUGGCUUCUCUGAUCAGCCCCAGCAGUGUUACCUGGUGACUGACGAGUGCAAAUUCUUCGCUCUGCAGACCCCACAGCACCAGCUCUACAUCCUGACAGCCGUUUCCGUGCCGACCUUUGCCCUCCGACCCCUGGCCACGCGCACACUCUCUACACUUACUGACUCCACUGGUUUCUAAAGAGCACUGUUGUGGCCAUUAAAGAUACACUUAAAACAUGAUGCUUGAAUGUUCAUCUAAAGUUUACAUGGAAGUCUGUUAAAACAUGUAGCAAAAUAAAAUGGGAAAAAUUCAUAUUCUUAUGUAAUAUCAGCAUUUCUGCAUUUAAAGAAAUUAAGCAAAGGUCAGAGAUCAAGAGAUCAAGCACAAUCUUUCAUGUCAUUACACUGGAAAGCGGAUAGUGUGGGGCCCAGGGGGCUAUCUCUUUGCCUAUGACCAGAAGGUUGCUGGUUUGAGCCCCCAUUACAAAACAACAACUUUAAAUUUGCAAAUAUCAUGACAUAGUUGAAAUAAUUGUUCCUUCCAGUCCUCAGUAAGUGUGGAGUUGUCGGCUCUGUCUUGUUUCAAAUAACAUGCGACAAGGCUGCACCCAUUAUCGUUUAUUAUUCACACCAUUUUAUUUUGUUUGAGUAAGGGGAGAGUCUAAUAAUUCCAGGAAACUGGUCAAGGUUUAAUGACCGCAAUGGCGAUUAUGAAUUUAUGAUUUAAUUGUCCGGUAAUAAAAUGGAGUACUAUCUUACUGUUUUAGUAUGUAAAAAAUUUCCUAGCCAUAGUAACAAGAAACAUUUUAGUGUUUUUGGUUUGUCUUUCUCAUUAUACAAAUACCUCAAUCAUUGUCAUUACUGUGGCUUGGUAGUGAUACAUAAAUAUUUAUUGCAUAUAAUAUGCUUCAUAUACAAUAGCUUACUGUAUUUAAACAUUUACUUUCUUACAAAUGAGAAUUGGUGACAUAUAGUUAAAACUAUUACUGGACAAAAUAGUCAAGGUUAUAUUACAGUUUUUCUCAGUUGCUUUGGUGCAUUUCUCACAACAGAAUUAAACUUUGCACAACAGUUAGUUCAACCUCCACAACAUGUAGUCGUUUUGGCACAACCUAGUAGCGGUUUCAUGUUCAUUUCGUCAAAUGCCUUUGGACAUGAAGCAGUUGAGUAAGUACAAAUAUCUAAAGAAUGGUCACUUUUGACUUGCUAUUCAUCACUAUCUCCUUGCUUUUAUCAUGAAUGUCACAAUUAUUUAUACUUGUACCGGCUGAAUAGUCAUUGUCCUUACAACUAAUAGUCUUCAUUUCAUUGCUUGUGUCAUUGCACUCAAAAUUGUUGAACAUCUUGUCAAACAAUUUGUACACCCAUAUUCCUCGUAUUGGUGCAUACAAUACACAACACCU